CAGAAGCCUUCUUACCAUCGUUACAGCACACAAUCACAUCACAAUUUUUAMUGCUCAAUCUAAAAACAACCAAGAUGAAGUUCGUUGCUGCCGCCACCCUUGCCCUUGCCUCUUCGGCUUCGGCCUUUGCCCCUGCUUCUACUGCCAGCGUAAGUACUCUGGUAGUAUUCAGAUUCUUAGAAAUGGAGUCGAUUGCCGAUGGAGAAUUGUGUCGGAAUUGCUCCCUCACGACAAGGAAGAUCACGGUCGAUAUCGAACCACUGCGUAUGAACUACCUUUUGUGCCUUGUUMGGUUUUUGCGAAUUGAUUGGAAUAGGUARUGAGCGCCAUCCAUAGAUUGAAUGAAAUUGGCUCAUAGUUUGUUCUUCUUUYGCUGGCUUUCUUUCAACGCGCCUCCCGUCUCGAUCCUCGGGAUUCGCUUCACGUCACGAACUACGUYACGUAUAUAUCAAUAUGAAACAACGCUCUGCAGAGUAACACCGCCCUUAAGAUGUCUCUCAAGGACGAUCUUAUGACUGCCGGAAAGGCCGCCGUUGCCGGAGCCGUUGUUUUCGGAGCCAUGGCUUCCCCUGCCCAAGCUUUGACCAAGGCCGAGACCAACUCUCUUACCUACCUUCAGGUCAAGGGAACCGGUCUUGCCAACAGAUGCCCUGAAGUUAUUGGAGAGGACAGCAUCAAGCCUACUUCCGGCCAAAAGCUCGUUGAGAUGUGCAUCGAACCCAAGGCCUGGGCCGUUGAGGAAGAAAUCGGAARGGGAGGAAAGACCGAAAAGAAAUUCGUCAACUCUAAGGUCAUGACCCGACAGACCUACACCCUUGACGGAAUUGAGGGUGUCCUUGAACAAUCCGGAGGAAGCAUYGUCUUCAAGGAGAAGGAAGGUAUUGAUUACGCCGCCACCACUGUCCAGCUUCCUGGAGGUGAACGUGUUCCUUUCCUUUUCACCGUAAAGGACCUUGUCGCCAAGGGAUCCAGCGACACCUUCAAGCCUGGUUUCCAAAUGGGAGGAGACUUCUCUGUUCCUUCUUACCGUACCGGUCUUUUCCUUGACCCUAAGGGACGUGGAGGUACCACCGGAUACGAUAUGGCUGUCGCCCUUCCCGGUCUUCAAUCCGGAGAGGAAGGAGAUGAUGAGCUCUUCCGUGAGAACAACAAGACUUUCGAUGUYACCACCGGACGUAUCGAGAUGGAAGUCAACAAGGUCAACAAGGAGGACCAAGAAAUUGGCGGAGUUUUCGUYGCCACUCAGCUCGGAGAUACCGAUAUGGGAUCCAAGAUCCCWAAGAAGGUCCUCACCAAGGGAAUCUUCUACGCCCGUGUCGAUUAAAUCAUUUUGUUGGAUCUAAUUUGAUUCACAUCUAACAGUACAACACUGUGUUGUACUGAAACAGAUUAAGGAACAAAGCAAGCUAGUGCAGCGAGAAUGUUGUUCGUCCUACUUCUGCCUAUAUCAAAAUCCAUCGAACCGUUGGAUCCUCAUGCCAACAACCUUUUUGCUAUGACCCUGACACGAUUAUAGAGAAGUACUAAAUAUUGUAUCUAUAAUAAUGACAUCAGUUGAGU
Molecule: messenger RNA, 1560 nt
Organism: Pseudo-nitzschia multistriata
Lineage: Eukaryota; Bacillariophyta; Bacillariophyceae; Bacillariales; Bacillariaceae
Source: the annotation of a GenBank genome assembly